CAAGUCACCGUUGCUGUAUAUCAUCACCACCACUCACUCUCACUCUCUUCUCACUUUGGGAAUUGGGAGCGAGUAAGAAAUGGAGAAAUAGAAUCUAUAAACUACAAGAAUUAAAGGUACCAUCAAUGGAGUGGCUAUAUCUUGUGUUGAUUCUCUCGUUUUCUGUCUUACCUCUUUCUAAAAGUCAAAACACCAUAACCGCAACCAACUCCAUCACUAGCAACCAAACAAUAAUCUCAGCCGGAGGUACGUUUGCAUUAGGGUUCUUCAGUCCUGGUAAUUCUACGGGUAGCUACCUGGGGAUAUGGUACAACACAAUCCCGAAACUAACAGUCAUCUGGGUUGCAAAUAGAGCAACUCCAAUUCCAAAAGGUUCAGCAUCAAUUCUUAGGCUUUCUAAAGAUGGGAAUCUUGUGGUUUUAAGUGGAAAAGAGCAGAUCUGGACAUCAAACGUGUCUGUCAUAAACGGCACAGAUGCAGUAUUACUUGAUAAUGGGAAUCUGGUACUUAGACAUGGUAAAGAUGAACUGUGGCAUAGUUUUGAUCAUCCAACCGACACGUUUCUGGCUGACAUGAAGUUAAGCUCCAACAGAAAUGGGCAACAAAUGCGUCUAACAUCGUGGGCAGAUGAUGAGAAUCCUCGACCAGGUAUAUUCUCUCUAGGGAUAGAUCCAGAUCGGCAUCAGGUUUAUAUUUGGAAAGGGGAUGAACCGUAUUGGAGAAGCAAUGUCUACGCAACUAAUUUGACAUUUGGUAGUGGUUUUAUAGGAGAUGGAAGCUGGUUUGGCCAGAGAGUUAUGGAUGGAGGAUUUCCAGCAUAUAUAAGUUAUGUUAUCGAAGAUGAUGAAGAUUAUAUUUUGUAUGAUAUUUCUACAAAUUCAAUGAGCAUACGGUUUACCUUGGUUCCUCGUGGGCAAAUUGAGCUACAGCUAUGGAUGCAAACUAAAUGGAAAGCAGUAUGGCAGUCAUCUCGAGGUCCAUGUGAUUUUUAUGGCUACUGUGGUCCAUUUACAACCUGCAACAAGACAAAUGAAUCAAUUCCAGCGUGCAAGUGUAUGACUGGUUUCCAGCCUAAAUCACACAAUGAAUGGAUUGCAGGGAACUGGACUGGUGGAUGUGUGAGAAUUAAGACAUUGAGCUGCGACAGGGGAGAUAUGUUUUCAGUAUAUGAAGGGGUGAAGCUACCAGAUCAUGCAGUCAGCAUAGGGAAAAUAAGUUUUAACGACUGUGAAUCUGGAUGCAUCCGCAACUGCUCCUGUAAUGCUUAUGCAUAUGAGAAUGUAACCAAUGAACUAAAAAUAGUUUGUCUGAAUUGGUUCAGAGAGCUUGUGGAUAUCACAAUAAGUAACUAUACUACUGCUUAUAAACUCUAUGUCCGCAUUCGUAGCUCCCAACUCGUAGACAAGAUACAUGCAAAUAAUUUCACCCACAAAAGGAAAUUCAGGAAUGAAGCUGCAGUUACGGUUGCCAUUGUUUCUGUAGGAAUGCUUCUCAUCAGCAUUUUUGGUUACUUCUUGAGAAGGAGAAGGAGGAGGCUGAUAAGGGAAGAGAGAAUAAGGAGGGAAUUACUUGGAUAUGAUUCUCUGAGCACAUCCAUUGGAGAUGCACAUAACAGCAUAGAGCUUGUAUCGUUUAGCUUAAGGAGCAUACUCGAAGCAACAGGUUCCUUUUCAGUCGAAAACAAGGUUGGAGAGGGUGGGUUUGGUUCUGUUUACAAGGGUUCCUUGCCUGGAAAUAGAGAAGUGGCAGUUAAAAGGUUAUCAGCAAGAUCAUCACAAGGACGCGAGGAGUUUAUGAAUGAGUUGAGGAUUAUUGCAAAACUUCAGCAUAAGAAUCUUGUUAGGCUAUUGGGAUGUUGUGUGGAAGAAGAUGAAAAGAUUCUCCUGUAUGAGUAUAUGCCUAAUCGAAGCCUAGACAAAUUCCUCUUUGAUCCAUCGGAGAGUGUGAAUCUUGAUUGGAGCAAAAGAUUCAAUAUAAUAGAAGGGGUAGCUCAAGGACUCCUUUAUCUGCACAAGUAUUCUAGACUGAGAGUUAUCCAUAGGGAUUUAAAAGCAAGCAAUGUUCUUCUGGAUCAGAUGAUGACUCCUAAAAUUUCAGAUUUUGCAUUGGCAAGGAUUUUUGGGAUGAACCAAACUCAAGACAAAACCAACAGAGUUGUUGGUACCUAUGGAUAUAUGGCACCUGAAUAUGCACUUCACGGAACAUUUUCUGAGAGAUCCGAUGUAUUUAGUUUCGGGGUCUUACUGCUGGAGAUUGUGACUGGUAAAAGGAGUACUUCUACUUACACCGAAGGCUUUCUUACAAUAUUGGAAUGGGCAUGGAAAAGGUGGAUGGAAGGCAGAGGUUUGGAGUUGAUUGAUCCUUUAAUUAGGGGCACCAGUAGCAACGCUGAUCUACAGGCAGUAAAGUGCAUAAAUAUUGGACUUCUGUGUGUUGAAGAAAUAAUGAGUGAAAGACCAACAAUGUCACAAGUGGUUGCCAUGCUAAUCAAUGAAACCACAACUGUUCCAUCGCCCAAAAAGACUGCUUUUACAAUUCAUAGAAGUGCCCAAGUGUCGAAUAGAUUCUCCAACAACCAAGUUACAGUAACCAAUCUAGAGCCUCGAUAGAGGGGGGAUUUUAAAUGCACCAUGUAACUUCUCAUUUGCCACCUUAGGUUGAGUUUUUUAAUCUGACAUCUGUCAACUUCUCUU
This is a messenger RNA of Lactuca sativa (garden lettuce), 2693 nucleotides long. RefSeq names its product receptor-like serine/threonine-protein kinase SD1-7. The record is from RefSeq and is a predicted model, not a curated record. Gene Ontology annotation, cellular component: plasma membrane. Gene Ontology annotation, biological process: recognition of pollen; protein phosphorylation. Lineage: Eukaryota; Viridiplantae; Streptophyta; Magnoliopsida; Asterales; Asteraceae. Gene Ontology annotation, molecular function: protein serine/threonine kinase activity; ATP binding.